AUGGCGGUCAGCACCGAGGAGUUCGCGACCGCGGUUGGGAUAGACGCAGCAAUUGCGCUCGUCGUCUUUGCGGUCUUCGCCAUCCUGCGAAGGCUGCGCUUCGCGAAUCGAUACUACGCGCCGAAGAGGUACUUGAAAUUGCAGUACAGGCGGCCGAAACGAUUGCCGAGUGGGCUGCUGUCAUGGAUGAGGCCUAUGUUCGCCUACGAGGAGCGCGACAUACUGGAGAUCGCCGGGAUGGACGCCCUCAUGUACCUCCGAGUCAUCAGUUUCGGUGGGCACGGGAAUGCCCCGCUGUCUCCUAGAACUAUCCUGAGGUUGAUGAUCGCUUUUGAACCCGGAGGAUGGUUUUGUGUCGCUUUCCAUCCCAGUCUUAGGCAGUGCUUUCUGGUGUGGGAUAGCCGACAAUGGUAG
Messenger RNA from Ostreobium quekettii, 414 nucleotides. The record is from the annotation of a GenBank genome assembly. NCBI's taxonomy places the organism in Eukaryota, Viridiplantae, Chlorophyta, Ulvophyceae, Bryopsidales, Ostreobiaceae.